AUGAUUUCUUCAAUUGCCGCCAACGACGGCAGCCUGUGGACCCAAAUAGACUGCUCGGGCUGGCUCGACUCCAAGCCGGCGGGCUCCGUCCUCUACGUCUCGUUCGGAAGCCUCGUCGAGACGAACGAGCACGUGAUCUGCGAGGUGGCCCACGGGCUUCUUUUGAGUGGAGUCAACUUCAUAUGGGUACUCCGGGAGGGAAUUAUCGGCUCGGGCGAUGUUACUAAUGUUUUGCCCGUCGGGUUCGCAGACGAAAUUAAAGAUAAAGCGUUGGUCGUGCCUUGGUGUGAUCAAAUACGGGUUUUGUCGAGCCCGGCAGUCGGGGGUUUCUUGACGCACUGCGGGUGGAACUCGACUCUGGAGAGCAUGUGGUGUGGGGUCCCAAUGAUUUGUUACCCGCUGACGUACGACCAGCCGACGAACGCCAAAAUCGUCGUGGAUGAUUUGGGGAUUGGGAUUAGGCUUUGCGAGCGUGGGGGGACAGUCGAUAGGGUUGAGGUUGGUGAGAGGAUUAAGGAUUUCGUGUCCGUGCCAGUCGGGGAGCGGUUGAGAGAGGAGGCUCGAAAAGUGAAGGAGAAGUUCCGGAGUGCGGUGGAAGUUGGUGGCUCGUCCGAGAGGAACUUCGAUCGGUUUAUUGUCGAUUUGAAGGAAAAAAUUGCGCUUGGGGGAAAGUGA
Molecule: messenger RNA, 675 nt
Organism: Striga hermonthica
Lineage: Eukaryota; Viridiplantae; Streptophyta; Magnoliopsida; Lamiales; Orobanchaceae
Source: the annotation of a GenBank genome assembly